AUGCAGCGAGCCGAGCUCCGGGAGGGGGAGGCGGCGGCGGCCUCGUACCGGGUGCUCAGCCGCCUGCUGGGCUAUGGGGCCGGGCCGCAGCCGGGCGGCGGCUCCAAGGGCCCCGCGGAGGAGGGCGGCGCGGCCGGGGGGUCCCCGCCGCCGCCGCUGAGGGGCUCCCGCCCGCCGCCGCAGCUCAUGGUGUUCCGCAACGUGGGGCGGCCGGGGGACGGGGGCGGCCCGGCGGGGGACGGGGGCGGCCCGGGCGGGGACGGGCCCGGCCCCUCGGAGCUGCUCUGCCCGCGGCACCGCUGCGCCCUGGAGCCCAAGGGGGACCCGCGCUGGGGGGGGCUCCCGCCGGCCGGGCUGGAGCUGCAGCUGGCGGCGCUGGAGCUGCAGCGCGGGGUGGGCGGGAAGGGCCCCGGCGGCGGCUGCCCCUGCCUCAGCCUGCUGCCCGCGCCGGGGGGCCCGGCCGCCGAGGAGACCAGCGACGCGCUGCUGGUGCUGGAGGCGCUGGAGCCCGACGAGGCCGAGAGCGGCUCCGAGGAGGAUCUGGGCAGCCCGGGCCGGGCCGGGGCCGGCGUGGGAGGGAGGCCGGGGAGCCGGGCCCAGCCGCCGCCGCCGCCCCCUCCAGCCGCCCCCGCCGCGCCGCCCGGGGGAGGCGGCCCCGGCGCUAGGAAGGGCUCGCUCAAAAUCCGCCUCAGCCGCUUCUUCCGCACCAAGAGCUGCAGCGGCGCCUCGGCCGGGGGGGAGCCCGCCGCCGGCAGGAGGCGCUCGGGGGAGCUGCCCGCCUCGGCCGGGAGCCUGUCCGACGUGUCCAGCCCCAGGGGCCGGGAGCAGGACUCGGGCAGGAAACCCCGAUUGACAAGAACUCAAAGUGCCUUUUCUCCGGUUGCUUUCAGCCCCCUCUUCACAGGUGAAACUGUGUCACUAGUGGAUGUGGACAUCUCCCAGCGAGGACUGACCUCGCCUCACCCUCCGACUCCUCCACCUCCGCCACGGAGAAGCCUCAGCCUGCUAGAUGAUAUCAGUGGGACGCUGCCUACAUCUGUUCUAGUGGGUCCGAUGGGGUCUUCCCUGCAGUCUUUCCCUCUGCCUCCGCCUCCUCCACCCCAUGCCCCAGAUGCGUUUCCCCGGAUCGUCCCGUUCAGACCGACCGAGGCAGUGAACAGCCAGGCCACCCAGCAUCUUCACUGUCCUCUCUACCGACCAGACUCGAGCAGCUUUGCGGCUAGCUUGCGAGAACUGGAAAAGUGUGGUUGGUAUUGGGGACCAAUGAACUGGGAAGACGCAGAAAUGAAGCUGAAGGGGAAGCCAGACGGAUCCUUCCUGGUACGAGACAGUUCCGACCCUCGUUACAUCCUGAGCUUAAGCUUUCGAUCACAGGGGAUCACCCAUCACACCAGAAUGGAGCACUACAGAGGAACCUUCAGUCUGUGGUGUCACCCCAAAUUUGAGGAUCGCUGCCAGUCUGUGGUGGAGUUUAUAAAGAGAGCGAUCAUGCACUCGAAAAACGGGAAGUUCCUUUACUUCCUGCGAUCUAGGGUUCCAGGUCUCCCUCCAACGCCUGUCCAGCUCCUGUAUCCUGUCUCCAGGUUCAGCAACGUCAAAUCCCUCCAGCACCUUUGCCGCUUCCGGAUCAGGCAACUUGUCCGCAUAGACCACAUUCCAGAGCUCCCACUGCCCAAGCCUUUGAUCUCCUACAUCCGGAAGUUCUAUUACUACGACCCCCAAGAGGAGGUGUAUCUGUCGCUGAAGGAAGCUCAGCUGAUCUCAAAACAGAAGCAGGAGACUGAAUCCUUGACGUAGCGAGGCUGCCUCGCCCAUCUUGUCACUGUCACAGACGGAAUUUGCUUGCUGAGAUCCUGUAGCAAAGAGCCGUAGCAAAGCUACAGCAGAAAGGAGGCGCAGGAAGGGGGAAGCCUGCCUCUGCAGUAGUGACUUCUGCUCGCAAGCUCUUUUGUCCUCUGAAGAGGCUUCAGGACUCCUAAGAAGCACAGCAGAAUGGAAAUUGGAGCUCUGGCUCCUGGCUUGGGGAUGGAGCCUUUGACAGCAAGUGAACUGGAUCCCAGACUCCUCGCAGAACGGCGAAUGUCAUGGCACUAGUUACGAUUUCAGUUUUUAUUUUUGAUGUUUCCAUUUCUCAGCAUGGGAAAUAUUGUCUUUAAGAGCAGCUGGAUUUUAGUCCACCGCAGAUUCAAGGGUGAGGGAAGAGAGGGAUCUUGCAGCAAGAUCAUCCAAUCCAGCCAUCCUGGUA
Messenger RNA from Emys orbicularis (European pond turtle), 2245 nucleotides. RefSeq names its product suppressor of cytokine signaling 7 (gene SOCS7). The record is from RefSeq and is a predicted model, not a curated record. Lineage: Eukaryota; Metazoa; Chordata; Testudines; Emydidae. Gene Ontology annotation, molecular function: 1-phosphatidylinositol-3-kinase regulator activity. Bases 1 to 1797 code for a protein of 598 amino acids. Gene Ontology annotation, biological process: intracellular signal transduction; phosphatidylinositol phosphate biosynthetic process. The transcript is spliced from 10 exons. Gene Ontology annotation, cellular component: phosphatidylinositol 3-kinase complex.